ACAUGUAAUGUGUCCCAGCUCUGCCUCCUAAAACCUGGAUCUUUACCUCCAACAGAGCUGAAAACACGCCUGAUGCGCAGUAAAUCACUAAUAUCGGUUUAGUGUUCGGUUGGGACUUAAAAUGGACCCCGGCUGUCAUAAAACUGGGCCGUGAGGAGCUUUUUCCUGGCAGACAUGGCUGGUUUUUGUCAUGUGGUUUGUGAGAAAACCCGUAUUGGAUCUCUGUGGUCACCUGAGUGAAGAAGCUGAAAAACCCCCACUGAUGAGCGGAGUGUCAGCGAAUUAGUGGGAGAAAACACGCCGAGUGGGUUUGUAGAAAAAUAUUCACGAGUAUAUCCGAACAGAAAGCUCACAAUCCGAGAGAAAAUCCGUUUUAUUCCACAAAAACCCGCAAAAACAGCAACAGGAACAGAUUCUGAGCCUUAAAAUGGGUUGAAUCAGAGUCACGUGGUUACAACAACACAAUCUCAUGUUUUAGGCAUAAAAAUGAUCAAACAGGGAUUAAAAAAAUACUGGUUUUAUGCCGUCGAGAGGAGCGUAAAGGAGUCCACUCCGCGUCUUAUUGGGCGCAUUAAGAGUCGCAGUUUUGGCGCAGAAACAGCCGCAGAGCUCUUAGAGGACAGAGAGGACAAAAAGAUCCGGUUCCGUGUGUUUUCAGCCAGGAUCCGGCUUCUGUUGGCGGUUCCAGCCGCUAUAAACCCGUCAGAAGCGGACCGAACCCCGGGCCGCAGCCCCUUCUCGGUCUGCCCGAUCACAGCGCCUCCUCAGCGGCCUCCAGCUGCGCACCUGCCCGCUCCGCGGCUCACGUGUCCCGGACUGUCUUCCUCACAUGACCCGGGUGUUUGUCCCCGUGAUCAGCGCCUCCAUCUCCGUCCAUCCGAGCUGCUGAAGUUUCUUACAUCCUGGGAAGGCUUGAUGGAGAUGCUGGAGCAGAGCCUGGAGGGCUCGGUGAGUCACGCCAAACAGGAAACAGAAGAAGUGGUGCAGCUGCAGGAAGGAGAAGCUGUCGGGACGGAUGGACAGUCGGCGGUCACCAUCACCAGCGUCCCCCAGGCUGCCUUCACCGACCACGGCGUUCAGUACCAGUUCCGCACCGAGAACAACGGCGGACAGGUGACCUAUCGGGUGGUUCAGGUAACCGAGGAUCAGCUGGAAGCGACGGCGGAGGCGACCGGCGCCGUCAGCGUCGUCUCCGCCGCUGCGUUUGCUGGAGCUCCUCAAGCCGUGGCUCAGGCGGUUAUCCAGAACUCCUUCAGUAACGGAGGCAGUCCAGGUGGGGACGCCGUUGGAGGAGAAACGCGUUUCGCUUAUUUUCCCGCAGCCGCCGUCACCGACGGAACGGCGGUGUCGGUCCAGGGCGCCGACCCGGCCAUCACCCAGGCAGGCGGCCAGUUUUACGUCAUGAUGAGUCCGUCGGAGGUUCUGCAGACGGCCAGUCCUCGCACCAUCGCACCCAGAACGCACACCUACACCACGAAGGUCGAAGGUCCGCGGGCCCCCAGAGACGAGAGGCGACGAGCUCAGCACAACGAAGUGGAGAGAAGAAGACGAGACAAGAUCAACAACUGGAUCGUCACGCUGUCGAAGCUGAUCCCGGACUGCAGCGUGGACACCAGAACCGGAGCGAGCAAAGGAGGCAUCCUGUCGAAGGCCUGCGACUACAUCCGGGAGCUGCGGCAGAACAACCAGCGGCUGCAGGACGGCUACAAGGAGGUGGAGCGGGUGGAGAUGGACAACGAGCUGCUCAGGCAACAGAUGGAGGAGCUGAAGAACGAGAACGCUCUGCUCCGAGCUCAGCUGCAGCAGCACGGCGUGGAGGUCAACGGGGACGAGACGCCACAGUGAGCGCUGGACCCCGCAGCGUCAACACGACCCCCUUCAUCCCCGGUGGACCUGAGCCGGACCCGGAGCGGGGACGGCGCCGCCUCCUGCCCCGACAGCUCUUCACCUGCGCACGGCUCCCAACCUCCUCAUCUCGGCUUCUUCCUGCACUCCGGCCUCCUCGCGUGCGAAGCUACUGGUCAUGACCUGAACGUUGAGACGCCGCUGGACUCUGACCGGGCCGCUGGACUCUGACCGGGCCACUGGACUCGGACCGGGCCGCUGGACUCGGACGCAGUUGAAGGCUUUUACUUUUAGAUUUUUUUGUUGUUGACGUAGCUCAGGUAACGGGACGCGGAGAACCUCUGUAGGAAGUUGGGUUUAGUCCCCGUUGGAUGAAGUGUACAGAAACUGAUCUCAGAGACAAUUUUUAGCAUUUCUGCUCUGUCUGCUGGGCAUUAACUGAUGCUGUUAGUAGAACCUCGCCUUGGGGAACCAGAACCGGCGGGUUUUUGCUGUGCGAUCUGGGAUCAGCUCCUCCAACCGUACUGACGACUAGCGAGCUUCUGUUUACACUGAAAGUCACGGCGACUUGGACGCAGAACCAGUGGCAUGACUAAUCCUGACACAAUAAAACAGACGUAUUUAUGUCUGACUGAAUUUCUCUCCAAGUUUUCAGGAAAAAUACAAUAUGAUCACCGUCUGGCUUGCCGUUGGGCUGAAGAUGACCUUUGACCCAUUCCUAUGUUGAUGGACAGCAACAGUUGCUUCUCUGAGGUCAUUGCUGAUGUCUUUCCCUCUUGGUGUUGCAUUACAUGAAACCUUUGAAUUAAUUUUAUUAGGAAACUAAUUAUUUACUUUAAGUUUUGGUUCAGUAAGUCCAACAUAAACAUGAAAAACAGCAUUUUUAUAUUAUUCAUGUAAUUGCUGUCUGAUUGUAGACUGCACUUUCAUUUUAAUUUAGUUUAUUUAUAUAACACCAAUUCACAAUAAAUGUCAUCUCAGUGCACUUUA
Messenger RNA from Xiphophorus hellerii (green swordtail), 2835 nucleotides. RefSeq names its product upstream transcription factor 2, c-fos interacting (gene usf2). Bases 487 to 1845 code for a protein of 452 amino acids. Gene Ontology annotation, biological process: regulation of transcription by RNA polymerase II. Lineage: Eukaryota; Metazoa; Chordata; Actinopteri; Cyprinodontiformes; Poeciliidae. The transcript is spliced from 9 exons. Gene Ontology annotation, molecular function: protein dimerization activity; DNA-binding transcription factor activity, RNA polymerase II-specific; RNA polymerase II cis-regulatory region sequence-specific DNA binding. The record is from RefSeq and is a predicted model, not a curated record.